AUGUCGAAUUUAACGGAUAAACAGCGAGAAUUUCACUUGCAGAAAAUGCGAACUCGAUUUAACAGGUUAGAUCUGAAUCAGGAUGGUUUCAUAUCUCGCGAGGACUACGAGCUCAUGGCCACAAAAUUGCAAGAAUAUGGUAAACUGGACGAAGAGAAAGCCGAACGGACACGUAAUGCAAUCACAUCUGUUGCCGAUAGGAUGGGUCUUAAACCUGGAGUAAAGAUCCCUGCAGAAGAAGCAGCUCAAAAAGCAAGCAAAGGAUUCCUUUCCAUGACACACGAUCAACAGCUGGCCAGCAUAAAAACAUUUUAUCCAAUCUUUGAAGCCUUAGAUCUCAAUAACGAUGGCUCCAUCUCCCUAGAGGAAUUCAAGGUGUAUUUUCGAAUAAUUGCACCCGAUCUUUCUGAUGCUGAUGUGACUCACACCUUUAACAUGAUUGAUUCGGACAGGAAUGGCGAAAUUAGUCGCGAGGAGUUCAUGGCUGCUGGUUUCGAUUUUGUCUAUGGGGUUGAAGAAACAGAAAUUUCAAAGGUGUUCUUUGGACCUUUAAUGUCGUAA
Paramuricea clavata is the source of this 561-nucleotide messenger RNA. The record is from the annotation of a GenBank genome assembly. NCBI's taxonomy places the organism in Eukaryota, Metazoa, Cnidaria, Anthozoa, Malacalcyonacea, Plexauridae.